UUGUAAUAAGACAGACGUAAACUCAUCCUUUGUACUCACCUUUAUAUUUUGGUAUUCUGGCUUUUACUACAAACUCAACUUUUCGCACCAAACAAAAAAAGACAUAACUAUGAGAAUCCUCCCUAGGACAGAGAACUACGAAACCGAGUUUGAAGAGCUAAGAUUGUCCAUUGAUGUCUCCACCGCGACUAAAGGAAGAAAACAAGAAGAUGAAAAAUGGUUCAAACGGUCAGAAAAAAACAUUUACGACUACGAUCUUGAUCAAGACAAUGCAAAGAUUGUAUGUAUAACGGACGGUCUCACAUUUUUCGGUCGAACCAUUGUAGAACGGCUCUUGCUCCAUGGCUACACCGUUCGUGUCAUCGUCAAUACGCCAGAUGACCUUGAGAGAGUUAGGGCGAUGAAGGAUGAGACAGCUAAGUUUCACGGAAGAAUAGAAGAAGUGUCGGCCAAGUUAACAGAAACAGAGAGCUUGGUUGAUGCAUUUGAUGGGUGUUACGGCGUUUUUCACACUUCCGGUUUCAUAGAUCCCUCCGGUGUCUCUGGCUACUCCAAAUAUAUGGUCGAGAUAGAAGCAAAAGUUAGUGAGAACGUGAUGAACGCAUGUACAAUGACACAAUCAGUGAGGAGAUGCCUCAUGACUUCUUCCUUAUUAGCUUGCCUAUGGCAAAACAGCACACAGUUGGGUCGUCGUUCUGUGAUUGAUCACUCUAGCUGGAGCGACGAGUCUCUAUGCAAGGACAAAAAAUUGUGGUAUGCAUUAGGGAAGCUCAAAGCAGAAAAAAUUGCAUGGAAAAUAGCAGAAGAUAAAGGAUUCAAACUCUCAACAAUAUGUGCAGCUCUUGUCACGUCCCUUAACAUACUUCACCACAAUCCUACCCCUACAAUUGCUUAUCUUAAAGGAGGCGAGGAGAUGUAUGGAAAUGGUGUACUAGCAACCGUGGAUGUAAACACACUUGCAAAAGUACAUGUGAAGGUGUACGAGGAAAUGAAUAAGGCCUCGUUUGGAAGGUAUGUUUGCUUCGACAAGGUUAUAACAGGAGAAUAUGAAGCAGUUGAAUUGGCAAAUGAAACAUCGAUUAGUCUAGAAAGGAUUCGAGGGGACAAGUAUGACUUUUGCGAGAAGGACCUUACCAAACCGUUUUGCUUGUCGAACAGAAGACUUUCUUCUCUAAUGUCCACUACAUACCCGAUUAGUUGUCUUGAAUCUUGAUUAUGUUUGCAUGUAUAUUCCCUAAUGUCCACUACAUCACUGAUGUCCACUACAUCACUGAUAUAUUCCUUUUCUUUCAUUUAAAUUAUGGGUUUAAUAAAAGCAAUAAUACAUCAUUUAUACAAGACCAAGCAGAAGAAUUGGCAAAUAAAACAGUGGUUGACUACAGUAGAUUCGGGGGAACAAUAAUUACUAUUGAUACAGGACCAUUUAAAACAGUUUUGCUUGUCUAACAUAAGACUUUUUAAAUUCUGACUAUCUCAUGUUAACCAAUAUUUUCUAGUGUAACAAACUUAACAAGGUUGGGUAAUAAAAGAAUCAUUUUUGAAAAACUUCUCAUGAUUAUUGUUUUCGAAGACUUCUUCCUAAGGAAUGGACAUCACCAAUCUAGUUGUCUUGAAUCUUGAUUUGCUGAUGUACAUUUUGAUAAGUUGAGCAACGUGCACACUUCCCACAAUGCUUAUCAACACUUAUCAACCCAGUGGACUAAACAAUCUCUAUAUGAUCGACCAACUCAACCAAUUCCAUCAUAUAUGAGACAAGCACGACAACAGCUCAACAGAUUGAGUUGGUGGAGGCAGAGCAUACUGGUCAGCAGAAAACAUUUGAUGACAGCAGGCUAAUUUGAACAUAAGUUAUAUAAGUGAUAUAUGACAUUAGCAAACAAAACAAUGAAAAACAAAGACUUAGAAGAGGGUAAUGCUCAUAUUCUAUGGGUGUAAUGUGAGUCUAUCAAGCCAACGGCUUUCAGUACGAGGAAUUACUUUUACAAUCAUCGCAUCCAACCCAAUUCAAAUCCAACUUGUCUACUAAAAACCAUAAGUAGACUACAAAAGCAAGGAAAUUGUAAUGGAAGGCUCAGAGUAUUGCAUAAUAUGCUCAAAGAAGAGGCUAUCAAACUCUUCUCAUACAAGAGGUGUCAGAAAUUUAAGCAUUAAUCAUCCUCGCCACAACCAGUACAAUCAUAUUCAGAAACACCAAAACAACAUCAAUCUAACAAAUGGGUAUUACUCUAUAAUGAAACUCAAACAAAUCUCAGCUAAAAGCAUGAAUAUUGAUUAAUAAAAACCAAUCCUUUCUACUUAAAGUAUAAGAUAUCAAUGCAAACAGUUCCUAACCAAACAAACACAGAUUCAAUACACAAAACCAAAGAGUAUCAAUGUAACAAAUGGUCAUUACUCUAAAACUCACACAAAUCACAGCUAAAAGCAUGAAUCUUGAUUAAUAAAAACCAAUCCUUUCUACUAAAAGUAUAACAUAUCAAUGCUAACAGUUCCUAACCAAACUAACACAGAUUCAAUAUACAAAACCAAAGAGUAAAUAAUGGAUUUUGAAGAAGAGGGUGAGUGCUCAUAUUCUAUGGGUGUAAUGUGAGUCUAUCAAGCCAUUAGCUUUCAGUACGAGGAAUUACUUUUACAAUCAUCACACUCAAAAACCCAAUUCAAAAUCCAAAAAAAUAACACAACUUGGAAAUAAAAAGAUGAAAUUUUUUGGUAGAUGGCUCAGAGUGUAGCGUAAUUUGCUCAAAAAAGAGGCUAUCAAACUCUUCUCAUACAAGAGGUGUCAGAAAUUUAAGCAUUGAUCAUCCUCGCCAUCUACGAAACACUAACUAAAAAACAAUCACAGAGACCAUAAACCCUAAACCUAAUCAGCAAGAGAACAAAGAAUAAAAACGAGAAGCGGCGGAGAGAGAUGCGUAAGAAAGAAACUAGGGUUUUUGUUAA
Molecule: messenger RNA, 2937 nt
Organism: Capsella rubella
Lineage: Eukaryota; Viridiplantae; Streptophyta; Magnoliopsida; Brassicales; Brassicaceae
Product: cinnamoyl-CoA reductase-like SNL6
Exons: 5
Coding region: 110-1213 (367 amino acids)
Biological process (GO): steroid biosynthetic process
Molecular function (GO): 3-beta-hydroxy-Delta5-steroid dehydrogenase (NAD+) activity
Source: RefSeq, a predicted model, not a curated record